This is a messenger RNA of Mesocricetus auratus (golden hamster), 2539 nucleotides long. RefSeq names its product calcineurin like EF-hand protein 1 (gene Chp1). The record is from RefSeq and is a predicted model, not a curated record. NCBI's taxonomy places the organism in Eukaryota, Metazoa, Chordata, Mammalia, Rodentia, Cricetidae. The transcript is spliced from 7 exons. Gene Ontology annotation, molecular function: calcium ion binding. The coding region runs from base 142 to 729 and encodes 195 amino acids.
GCGCCACCCCUCGUUUCCCUCCCCGGGCCGCAAGAGAAACAGUGCCCUCUCCCUUCUUGACCCCUGGCCCUUCCCUCCCCCUUCCCUCCUGCCGCAGUAGCUUCUGGCGCAGCCGCUCCCGGAGGAGCUCCCGCCGCGGUGAUGGGGUCUCGGGCCUCCACAUUACUGCGGGACGAAGAGCUCGAGGAGAUCAAGAAGGAGACUGGCUUUUCUCACAGUCAGAUCACACGCCUGUACAGCCGGUUCACCAGCCUGGACAAAGGAGAGAAUGGGACUCUCAGCCGGGAAGAUUUCCAGAGGAUUCCAGAACUUGCCAUCAACCCACUGGGGGACCGCAUCAUCAAUGCCUUCUUUUCAGAGGGAGAGGACCAGGUAAACUUCCGAGGAUUCAUGAGAACAUUGGCUCAUUUCCGACCCAUUGAGGAUAACGAAAAGAGCAAAGAUGUGAAUGGACCUGAACCACUCAACAGCCGAAGCAACAAACUGCAUUUUGCUUUUAGGCUAUAUGAUUUGGAUAAAGAUGACAAGAUCUCCCGUGAUGAGCUGCUGCAGGUGCUACGAAUGAUGGUUGGAGUGAACAUCUCAGAUGAGCAGCUGGGCAGCAUUGCGGACAGGACCAUUCAGGAGGCUGACCAGGAUGGGGAUAGUGCCAUAUCCUUUACGGAAUUUGUUAAGGUUUUGGAGAAGGUGGAUGUAGAACAGAAAAUGAGCAUCCGGUUUCUUCACUAAAGGACAGGGACCAAAUUAUUCUUGCUUCCUAGUAUUUAAGAACUGGAACUUCCUUCUGUCCUCCAACCCCACCCUAUCCUGUCAUCCCCCUUCCCAGAAUACUACUGCUCUUGCAUGACAACCUGAAGUCUCCCCUGUCCACACAGACUUGCCUUUGGUGUAUAAACAGGGCAUUGCAGAAUGGUACCCUCAGUCUGUUUCUGUUCAGUAUGCACCCACCAGGUCUCUGUUUGUAAGUGACAUCAUCCCUGUUUUGAUGCUGAAUGCCAUGCAUCCAUCCUGUCUGAGAAAAUGAGAUAGGGGCUCACGUCAAGAACCAGCCAGCACAGCUCCCACUGGAUGGAGACCAUAUCCAUGCUGCCUUCCCUUCAUCGAACCUCCACAUGUUCCUGUGUCCUUCUGUGUCCUUUACUUCCUACCUCCCUGUCACCAACCGUGUAUCCAUUUGGUUUUCAGUCUCCAUCCUUUUGAUUAAGAUUCCCUGUAUUCUCCUUGACUCUGGGCUCUGCUGUCAAGCCUGUCUCCAGUGUGACAGGAUAGUAAGUGGUCUGGUGGUUUAUAUCUACCUUCUCCUGGACGUGUCUCUGCAACAUUGCCUGUCCAGGAACUUUCUGGCAACCAGUACAACUCUUGGAAGCAUGUGACUCUCUUGAUCCCCUGCACUGCUCUCAUCACAGGGCUUAUGAACAGAGAUAUACUGAAAAGGUUGUCAUGGUGGGACUUGUAGAGCCAUGUCUCCUAGGUGGUUUCCCCAGGUCUCUCUACCUCUGGCUUUUUAUUUUCAACAUAUUUAUGUGGCUUCUUUUCUGAGUGCAGUGUUGACAUUCAGAAAAUAGUCUUAUGCCUGACAGUUUGCUUCUCUUUGGGACAUUGUCACCAAUAGAGUAGCUGUUUUGAACAUGUUAGGGGGCCUUCUUGUAGUUUUCUGAAGAGGCUAGGCACCCUGGAGAACUGCCCACAUUCACUCUGCAGCAUGGGUUAUGCUCAGUGUUCUGGAAGAUCUUCACAUUUCCAAACAGAAAGACUAGUGUUAUGGAAGUGCCUGACUUAUCUUAGUCCUCAAGAAUUAAAUUGUCCUCGGUGUCUUAAAGUUUUGCACAAAAUUCUGAAUGAAUUUUAUGCUUGGCAAAUUUUAACACUGGAAGCCCUGUAGUCAGUCCAUAAUCCUGGUGCAGGUAUUGAAUGCAUAGGACCUUCCUAGCUCCUUGUGUAGAGUGUAGACCACUGCACAUCCUUUAGGAGUAUAGGACCUAGCACUGGUGACACCAGCUGAAGUGAAAGUAGAGGUCUUUGAGUGACCCAGCUCAACUUUUGGGCCAGUGUCAGCUUGGUUUAGACCUCACUGAAUCAGGCUGCUUCUGUCCUGUGUCUGUGUAAAUCUGCUCUUGGCUGGCUUUCUCUGUUGUUUGCUUGCUUGCUUCUUUGCUUUGGAAGGCUAUUCAAGACAUGUAACAAUUCUUUAGGAAAGAAUUAAAACCCAAACAAAACACUGCAAAAGGGAAGGGUAAAAGUGAGAAGUAGCCAGGAUGGAUGGCUAGAGUCUACAUGAACUGGGGAAUUCUUUAUAAAAUAUCUGUCUGACUUUGUGAUCAAAUGAUGUAAUAUAAGAAUUGUAUAAAAGGGAAGAAUUGUCUGAUACUGAUCUGUUUAAGAAGUUCUUCAGAGGCUUCUUGAUUUACAUAUUUAAAGUUUCUAAGAUUACGCCCCCCCUUGGCUGUAUAGCAAACUGUUUUAAUCCACAGUUGUGCCUUAUUGUCCCAUUAAAAUUGUAUUCCUCAAUCCAUCAAUAAAUUAAUUGUCGUUAAAACAA